Messenger RNA from Laccaria bicolor S238N-H82, 2316 nucleotides. RefSeq lists its product as uncharacterized. The transcript is spliced from 19 exons. Bases 1 to 2316 code for a protein of 771 amino acids. NCBI's taxonomy places the organism in Eukaryota, Fungi, Basidiomycota, Agaricomycetes, Agaricales, Hydnangiaceae. Gene Ontology annotation, biological process: proteolysis. Gene Ontology annotation, molecular function: serine-type endopeptidase activity. The record is from RefSeq and is a predicted model, not a curated record.
AUGAGGUUCCCGUUCGCUUUAUUGGGUCUUGCCACCCAAAUACCCCUACAACCCCCCUCCCAACCCACGCCGCACACAAUGACCACCCCAAACCAGCGGGAUUUUGCGUUUAAAGAAGGACCGGACACGUUCUCGCCAAAGGAUCUUGUUGGCUUAGGACGACCCGGCACUGCCGUUGCGAACGUUGCGGGCGAUCUUGCGAUAAUUCCAUUUAGCAAGUACUCCUUCGAGGAAAAGAAAAAUAAGCAUUCCGUGUUCGUUGUAGCCUUGGAGUCACCCGACGUGAAGCCUUUCGAAAUUCAUGUACGUCUCUUAGACAAUGUCGGGUUAACGAGACCACUCACUGUGCGACAGCUUGAGAAGACUGGCGACGUCUUCUGGAUUGAUUCCCGUACAAUCGCCAACGUUGUCGCUGGAGACGAACAUUCCGAAAUUUACGCCGUCGAAAUACAAUACGAUGUUGCCAGCAUUGAAACCGUCGGCUCUUCCAAACUCAUUGGCAAGCUUCCCACUACGACCGCGACCAAUUUCCGCUUCAACGCCAAGUCCUCCCGUCUCGUAUUCUCCGACAAAGUUUACGCAAAUGGAAAUUUAUCGACGGUCAAUGAGCAAGACAAGGCAUGGGAGGAGCGGGGAAAUACUGCAUACGUGUAUGAUACAACUUAUGUUCGUCACUGGGACACCUGGCAAGGAUUGAAACGCCCGCAGCUCUUCAGCACCCGCUUGUCGCUAGACCCGGACCGCAACUGGCAUCUUGGUGAACACUUCAACGCUCUUUUAAAGGACACAAAACACUAUUCCCCAGUUGAACCAUUUGGUGGCCUGGAUGACUUCGAUGUAUCGGAGACAUAUAUUGUGUACACCACAAAAGAUCCUGAACUGCCAGAAGCGUGGCACACGAAGCAAAAUGUCUACAUUGUCGAUGUCGGGGGAAAUUCACGGCCCAGAGAGCUCACCUCUGGUAAACAGGGCGCCACACACAGCCCAGUCUUCAACACGGCUGGAACCAAGGUCGCCUGGUUAGAAAUGGACAAGGACGGAUAUGAGAGCGAUAGGUCGAAAAUCGUUAUCUACGAUCUUGUGAAGGAUGUGAGGUUUACUCUCACUCAGGAUUGGGAUCGCUCGCCCGACGCUCUGGCUUUCAACAAAGAUGACAAUUUCAUUUAUUUCACAGCUGGUGACCAUGCAAAAGUUAAAGUGUUUGCCCUCCCUGUGCCACCUACACCUCAUCAAUCUACGACGCACCCCAUUUUGGAUACCAAAUACACCGCACCAGUGGGGCUCACCCACCACCAUGCUGCUUCCGGUAUCCAAACGCUGUUCAACAACCGGAUCUUGUUCACGCAGUCAUCCUUCACCUCCCCGAACGAUGCUUUUAUCAUUGGAAACCUCGACCAAGUGGAAGCUGCUAUUGCAGAAGGCAAUACCGCUGCUACUGCUGGAAUCAAACCUGACAGGCUCACGCAUUUUGCGAAAGAAGCGUUAGAAGGGAAGGACCUAAGCGAGGGUGAAGAAAUCUGGUUCAAAGGCGCUCUUGGCAAGGAUGUGCAAGCGUGGAUAUUGAAACCAAAGGGGUGGAAGGCUGGCGAAAGGAAGAAGUGGCCCGUCGUUUUUGUGAUUCACGGAGGGCCUCAAAGUGCCUGGGAAGACCAAUGGUCUAAUCGCUGGAACCCAAAUGUUUUUGCUCAACAGGGAUACUUCGUCAUUUUGCCCAAUCCAACUGGUAGCACUACGUUUGGCCAGGAAUUCACGGAUGGUAUUGCGGAGGACUGGGGAGGCAAACCCUUCGUUGACAUGAUUGCUGGCUGGAAGUAUGCACUUGAGAAGUUCCCUGAGAUCGAUCCAGACCGGGCUGUUGCUGCUGGCGCAAGCUGGGGUGGAUAUGCUAUCAACUGGAUCCAAGGUCAUCCUGAAUUUGGUUUUGGCUUCAAGGCUCUCGUUUGUCACGAUGGCGUUUUCGACUCCAACUACAAUGGGUACUCCACUGACGAGCUGUUCUUCUUCAACCACGAAUGGGGAGGAAGGCCAUGGGAACCAAAAAGCAAGAAGCUUUCAGAACUGUAUAGCCCGGCGAACUACGUCAACAAAUGGUCGACACCGCAACUCCUCAUCCAUGGGAGCAAGGAUUAUCGUUUACCAGAAACAGAGAGUAUUGGCGCAUACCAUGCUUUGAAACAGUUGGGAGUUCCAAGUAGACUUGUCAUCUUCCCUGAUGAGAAUCAUUGGGUGCUCAACCACGGAAACAGCCUCAAAUGGCAUUACGAAGUUUUUCGAUGGUUCGACCAAUUCGUUGGUGACCAUCUUGAGACGGCAUAG